Molecule: messenger RNA, 971 nt
Organism: Salvelinus fontinalis (brook trout)
Lineage: Eukaryota; Metazoa; Chordata; Actinopteri; Salmoniformes; Salmonidae
Product: plexin-A4-like
Exons: 6
Coding region: 1-960 (319 amino acids)
Biological process (GO): regulation of GTPase activity; semaphorin-plexin signaling pathway involved in axon guidance; positive regulation of axonogenesis
Cellular component (GO): semaphorin receptor complex
Molecular function (GO): semaphorin receptor activity
Source: RefSeq, a predicted model, not a curated record
AUGGUGGAGAGCACUCAGCAUGGGGGCCAGGGGCCGCCACAGAUGAAAGAGGAAGUAGGGACCUUGGCUAGCAGCGGUAAUCACAUCCAUCGAUCGAGAGGGCCCAGCGAAGGCCCCCGAUCCGCUCUCUAUCAAAGAGCAGAUGCCCUAACCUAUCUUUACCUUUGCCCCCUCACAGAGUGGCGCCAGGGCAGAGGUCAGCGUACGAUCCUGAUGGAUGAAGACCUCUCUACCAAGAUUGAGAGCGACUGGAAGAGACUCAACAUGCUUGCUCACUACCAGGUGCCUGAUAACUCUGUGAUGGCCCUGGUCCCCAAGCAGGUGACGGCCUACAACUCGGUCAACAACUCAACUGUGUCCAGAACCUCAGCCAGUAAAUACGAGAACAUGAUCAAGUACACGGGGAGCCCCGACAGCCUGCGCUCGCGCACGCCCAUGAUCACGCCCGACCUGGAGAGCGGGGUCAAGGUGUGGCACCUGGUGAAGAACCACGAACACGGGGACCAGAAGGAGGGAGACCGCGGCUCCAAGAUGGUCUCUGAGAUAUACCUGACCAGGCUGCUGGCCACUAAGGGCACUUUACAGAAGUUUGUGGACGACCUGUUUGAGACCAUCUUCAGCACGGCCCACCGAGGCAGCGCCCUGCCCCUGGCCAUCAAGUACAUGUUUGACUUCCUGGAUGAGCAGGCUGACAAGCACAGCAUCCAUGACCCGCAUGUCAGACACACAUGGAAAAGCAACUGCCUACCUCUGAGGUUCUGGGUGAAUGUGAUCAAGAACCCCCAGUUUGUGUUCGACAUCCACAAGAGCAGCAUCACGGACGCCUGUCUGUCUGUGGUGGCCCAGACCUUCAUGGACUCCUGCUCUACCUCAGAACACCGCCUGGGCAAGGACUCCCCCUCCAACAAGCUGCUCUACGCCAAGGACAUCCCCAGUUACAAGAGCUGGGUGGAGAGGUGAGAGGAUGAUGG